AAAAAAAAGAGUCAAUAGCAUUUUUAGCAAUGGGACCAAAAUGACCAAACUACCAAAGUAUGUGGCCACAAACAAUUUACUAUCCAAUUCGCUCUCUCCCCCAACAACGACAGUCUCUCACACUACUGCAGUAUUUCUUCUCGCUCGUUUGCUCUUAGCUUGCUUUUAUUGGAAAAAAAGUUUUGAGAUUUUCAUUCUUUCUUUUCUUCUUUUCUUUUUGCCCAUUGUGGGUUUUGAUUUGUGCGAGAAAUGGCUUUGAAUUUGAUGUCACCUGCUGAGAUCAAGACCAUCUCCUUCUUUGACACAUCCAAGUCUAACUUCAACCUUCUUCACUCUCUCAAGCUCCCUUCACAUGUUUCAUGUGGGGUUGGAAUCAAAAGAAAGAAAGGGAAUGGAAAAUUUGGAAAGAGAGUGGAGUGUGUGGCAAAGACACCCCCUCCUGCCUGGCCAGGAAGUGCUGUGGCUGAAUCAAUUCAAAGGACUUGGGAUGGCCCAAAGCCCAUUUCAAUUCUUGGUUCAACUGGUUCCAUUGGAACUCAGACCCUGGAUAUAGUUGCUGAGAAUCCAGACAAGUUUAGAGUUGUUGCACUUGCAGCUGGGUCAAAUGUGGCUCUUCUUGCUGAUCAGGUCAAAACAUUUAGGCCAAAGCUAGUUGCUAUACGGCAUGAGUCAUUGGUUGAUGAACUCAAAGAAGCUUUGUCUGGUCUUGAAGACAAACCUGAAAUAAUUCCUGGAGAGCAGGGAACUAUUGAGGUUGCCCGCCAUCCGGAUGCUGUCACUGUUGUCACUGGAAUUGUUGGUUGUGCAGGGCUUAAGCCAACGGUGGCGGCAAUAGAGGCUGGGAAAGACAUUGCAUUGGCCAACAAAGAGACUCUAAUUGCCGGCAGUCCAUUUGUCCUCCCCCUUGCCCACAAGCAUAAGGUCAAGAUUCUUCCUGCCGAUUCCGAGCAUUCUGCCAUUUUCCAGUGUAUACAAGGCUUGCCACAGGGUGCACUCAGGCGUAUUAUUCUAACGGCUUCUGGAGGGGCUUUCAGAGAUUUGGCUGUUGAGAAACUGAAAGAUGUACAGGUAGCUGAUGCUUUGAAGCAUCCUAAUUGGUCUAUGGGUAAAAAGAUCACCGUAGAUUCCGCUACCUUAUUCAAUAAGGGUUUGGAAGUUAUCGAGGCUCACUAUCUGUUUGGGGCGGAGUAUGAUGACAUUGAAAUUGUGAUUCACCCGCAGUCCAUCGUUCAUUCCAUGAUUGAAACACAGGAUUCGUCUGUAUUGGCACAAUUGGGAUGGCCCGAUAUGCGUCUUCCAAUCCUUUACACAAUGUCUUGGCCGGAGAGAAUUCAUUGUUCUGAGGUCACCUGGCCCCGACUCGAUCUUUGCAAGCUUGGGUCAUUGACAUUUAGAGCCCCAGACAAAGUAAAAUACCCGUCCAUGGAUCUUGCUUAUGCUGCUGGGCGGGCGGGUGGGACCAUGACCGGAGUUCUCAGUGCCGCGAAUGAAAAAGCAGUUGAACUGUUCAUCGACGAGAGGAUCGGUUACCUUGACAUUUUCAAGAUCGUGGAGCUAACGUGUGAAAAGCAUCAAGAAGAAGUGGUCACGGCGCCUACCCUUGAGGAAAUCGUACACUAUGAUUUGUGGGCUCGGGAUUACGCUGCCCGCUUGCAAGCGUCUAUGGGCCUGAGCCCAGCGCUUGUAUAACGCUGCGCGCAUUGGGCCCAUAGCUACUAGAAAACGCGCUUGCGUGAAGCGUAGUAAUAGUGUACAAUAACAUUUGGGACCAAAUAAAUGUAUGUAGUGUUAUUGAGAAACUUUGAUUGUUAUACUCCAUACCUCAGUUGCUUAGCCUUGGAAAUCACACACAUUUACUACUCCCUCUGUCCCAUUUUAAAUUGCCUGUUUGCCUUUUUUCUCCGUCCCAAAAUAAAUUGCCUGUUAGUUGUUUCCGUAAACUUUUAAAAAUAAAAUACCUAAACUACCCCUAAAAUAAGUCAAUCUUCUUCACCU
Cuscuta campestris is the source of this 1995-nucleotide messenger RNA. NCBI's taxonomy places the organism in Eukaryota, Viridiplantae, Streptophyta, Magnoliopsida, Solanales, Convolvulaceae. The record is from the annotation of a GenBank genome assembly.